Molecule: messenger RNA, 1029 nt
Organism: Alligator sinensis (Chinese alligator)
Lineage: Eukaryota; Metazoa; Chordata; Crocodylia; Alligatoridae
Product: taste receptor type 2 member 40-like
Exons: 1
Coding region: 1-1029 (342 amino acids)
Biological process (GO): sensory perception of taste; detection of chemical stimulus involved in sensory perception of bitter taste; G protein-coupled receptor signaling pathway
Cellular component (GO): membrane
Molecular function (GO): bitter taste receptor activity; G protein-coupled receptor activity
Source: RefSeq, a predicted model, not a curated record
AUGCAAUACAGACCAAAGGGUAGUGCUUCCACUAACCCCAUUCCUGCAGAGCAGCGUUACGCGCCGACUUGUUUUUCCAGAAGAGAUUUUGUGACAUCUUCAGACAUGGAAGGCAACAGAGGCAACAUUUCAAAAGGCAAUAUCUUGGAGUCAGAUAUGUCUGUCCUCAUAACUGUACUCUUUGAGACUUUUCUCGGGAUCUCACUAAAUGCUUUCAUUAUAGCUGUGAACUGCAUUGAUUGGGUCAGCAGGAUUUGCUUAUUGUUUGCAGAACAUGUAGAGCUUGUUACUUCAACAUUUAAUCCUUCGUUUUAUAACAGCAAGUCCAGAUACUUCAUGUUUGCAGGUCUGGCUUGGUUCCUGAGCACAUCCAACCUGUUCUUCGCUGCCUGCUUGUCUGUUUAUUACUGUGUGAAGAUUGCAAACUUCAGCUGCCGUCUCUUCAUCACGCUGAAACAAAAAAUCUCCCAGCUCAUGCCAUGGUUGCUGCUGGUCUCAGUGAUGAUUUCCUUACUCAGCAGCCUCCCUACCUUCGUGGCCAUUUAUAAUGUCUCAGAUAAUAGCUGCAACUCCAGCUGCUCACAAAACCACACAGGAGACAAUGUCACACAACACAGAAUUCUUUUGCACAUGAUUAUUGUCUUUUCCUUUGGCUUUUCUAUAGGUUUCACCAUAUUAUGCAUCUCAGCUGUUCUCUUACUCUUUUCACUCUGGAGACACAUCCGACACAUGCAAGGGAGCUCAGCUGGUGUCGGGAAGCCUAGCAUGGAGGCACAUGUGAAAGCAGUGAAAAUGGUACUGUGGUUCUUAUUCAUCAAUCUUAUUCACUUCCUAUCUUGGUUAAGCUGCAUUACACUUAUAUUUACAACAAAUAUUUUUGUGCAACAUUUUCUUAUUCAGGUUACAAUUUUUUGUCCAUCGAUCCAUGCUCUUAUACUGAUUCUCAGCAUUCCCAAAUUGAAACAGGCACUGGCCAGGAUCCUGCGCUAUGUAAAAUGCAAGGGCUGUGCAAAAGAGGGAAUACCUUAA